AUGUCGCACUCACACGCUUGUUGUACAAUUCCUCCUGUUGCCAGCAACUACCAGGCUGUUGGUACCAUCGAAAAGGUUGGAGCUGAUGAGCUUCCCGUCUAUGUUGUUGGUCCUAAGGAUGCCAAGAAGGCCAUUCUCGUCAUUUACGAUAUCUUCGGCCCCCACAACAACACCAAGCAGUUUUGCGACAUCCUUGCCAAGGAAUGUGGUUACAAGGUUGUGAUGCCCGACUUUUUCCGUGGUGAGCCUUGGACUGAAGAAAAGAUGGGUGACAUGCAAGCUCUUAUUGCUUGGAUUGGCAAGGUUGGCGCCAUUGAAGUGGUUGCUCCUCAAAUCAAGUCUGUUGCUGAAUGGCUUCAGGGUCAAGGCGUUACUAAGGCUGGCCUUGUCGGUUUCUGCUGGGGUGCCAAGAUUGCUGUUCAAAUGACCGCCAUCGACUCAUUCUUUGGUGGUGCCUCGCUUGUCCAUCCCUCCUUUGUUGAUGUCAAGGAUGCCGAAAAGGCUGGUGCUCCUCUCCUUGCUCUUCCCAGCAAGGAUGAACCUGAUAUGACUGAAUACAUGAAGGUCGUGUCUCAGAAGCCUUUUGGUGACAAGUGCGCACACCGCCGCUUUGAUGAUAUGCCUCACGGUUUUGCUGCUGCUCGUGGUGAUUACACUGAUGAACUUAAUAAGAAGCGUGCCACAGAAGCUAUUCAACUCACUGCUAACUUUUUCUCCAAGGUGUUGUCUGACAACUAA
Molecule: messenger RNA, 738 nt
Organism: Lichtheimia ornata
Lineage: Eukaryota; Fungi; Mucoromycota; Mucoromycetes; Mucorales; Lichtheimiaceae
Exons: 7
Coding region: 1-738 (245 amino acids)
Molecular function (GO): hydrolase activity
Source: RefSeq, a predicted model, not a curated record